Styela clava is the source of this 2391-nucleotide messenger RNA. RefSeq lists its product as uncharacterized. NCBI's taxonomy places the organism in Eukaryota, Metazoa, Chordata, Ascidiacea, Stolidobranchia, Styelidae. The record is from RefSeq and is a predicted model, not a curated record. Gene Ontology annotation, molecular function: protein binding.
CCUAUUUCUCCAUUACUUCAAAAACAGCAUAACAACUGAUUGAAACAUGAAAAGCGACACCGAGGUGGAUGGCGGCAUAAAGCUGGAUAACGAAAAGACUUUUCCGGGUCGGAACGGACUUAUUUCUGAGAUAAAAAGAGCCCCGAAAAGGCAUCUUCGUUUUAUCAACUGUGUACUCGUAUUUUGUGUCACUUCGGGAAUUUUAACGACCUGUGUUGUAAUUCAUUUAGGCAUUGAGAACUACAACAGAUUACGAGAAUGCAGGGAACUUCGUUCAGAAAUAUUAUGGCUAAAGUGGAAAAUGGGAAUUCGGGAAAAUUUUAAUAAUACAUUUAUGAGUGAUGUAUCUUUUGGCAAGGUCAUUGUUAAUGAUGAGCCUGUGAAGAGUAUCUCGUUUCGUGGCUCCCAGAAGACAAAUUCAGUAGAAUCCCCUCCACCAUACCAAGCAAUGGAAGCGGUGGUUUCCAAUAGUGGUGUGAAGCAGGCCAAUCUCGUUACUGUUCAGAAAAACUUGAGCGUCCCAAUUCAGCCAUCUAAGACUUUAAGGAACGAUCCAUUGGCGCUGUUUGACAAAGAUUUAUCGAUGUCAAAUCUCAAUUCGCAAGUUCGACAUUGCAUGGCAAGAAUCAAACGACUGGAAGACGUUCAAGUUGAAUAUAAAAAGUCACAGGAUUUUUUAAGACAACAAAUGCAUCCAAGAUUUGCUUUGAUUGAAAAUUUACUAGAAGUCAGUAACAAGCAAAAAGAAAUCUUACCAACAUUCUCUGCUUUUCUAUCGAGUAACACAGCAAUUGAAAUUUACAAAAACGACGAAACUCCGAGGGUGGUAUUUGACGCAAUCAUGCUAAAUGAAGGUUCUGCGUACGAUCAGAAAAGUGGUAAAUUUACGUGUACUUUGGAAGGAUUGUACGUAUUCCACGUCGGGGUUGUUAUGACGCCUAACAAAAACCUCGCAACUGCUCAAGAUAUUCUCUAUGUCGAUUCUUCUACUGAUUCAACUUGCGCUAUAAGUCUACGGGUUAACGGUCAGAAUUUGUCCAAAACGACGUCAGCAGUCGGUGAAAGCACAAACUUGUACGAAGGAUAUGACGUCACGGGUGUCCGGGACAACAAUGGCGUUACGCUUUUUGCUACCUUGGUCACGAGAUUGUCGAAAAAUGAUAUAGUCGAUGUCACCAAGUUACGAACUUGCACAAUUCGAGGACAUAAGACAGCCAUGAUAUCGACUUUCCAGGGAUAUUAUUUACACGACUGAAUCGCAUUUGUCGAAACACGUUAUAGCUAAGUUCGCAUCAAUGAAUUAUAUUCCAGCAUUAGGCACGAAUUCUUGAUGCAAGAAAGAACGUUUAUAAGAUUCUUGUAUGGGCAAAUGCCGCCGCCAAUGGUGGAUGUUAUUUUUAGGAGGUUUCCAAGUUUAAUGAAGUAAAAUCUGUUGACGAAAUCGCGUUUCAAAGUAAAUCCUAUAUAAAUCUUUUCGCCCUGUCCCUUUUAAUGAUAUUCCAAAUCGAUUCGUGUUUUUGGCCAUAAUAUUGUUGAAUUUUGAUACAAUUUAUUAUACUUUGAUAACAAUAAGAUGGGUGAAAAAAUAAAGCCUGACUUACGAAAUUUGGAAUACAUAUGUAUACAGCUAGUGUCUUUGGAAAUGAAUUGUUGUUAUAAUAUCACUCGGUAUUAUAAACUUGGCUUGACAAUUCCCGAUUCAUUAAAUUGAAGUUGUGGUUCAGAAUGAUAGUGAAAUUGGCGAGGGUUCUGAAUUUUUUUACAGUGUAGUAUGUAUUUCCCCGAUGAAUAAUGAACGGCGUGUUUAUGAUAAACAUAAACAAGCAGAUCGCACGAGAAAAAUGUGACUUUCAUUCGCUCAUAUUUUUUCACAAACCGAGUCAUCAAUCUGGUUCUUUCCGCGCCUUUCGUGUGACAAAGAUAACCAUUUACAGAAAUUUUACUGUUUAUACAAAUGUACCGCCCCUUCCUCGUUAGAUGUUUAGUGUAAACAAUCGCUACUCUGAGCAUUCCUUUAUUUUCUAUUCCAUGUGGUAAGAAGAGAGUAUUAAAAAUCUUUUGCAUGAAAAAUUUAUGAGAUAGGGAUCCCGUGAGGCGAUAUUUGUCUGUUGUAAAACUUAAAUUGCGUAAAAUUGAUUGUAUUAUGAAGAUUUUGUUCUGGAUUGGUAAUAUUUGGAAGUUUAAACGAGGGGAUAAUAUGUAAUACGUUUAUUUGGAUUUAUGUAUAUGCCAGUCAAAUGAUCAAUUGAAUUCCUGGAUAAUGUAAGCUAACAAUGCGUUACAUUCAGGCUAACAUUUAAAUCCAUCCAAAGGUCUUUCAAAUGCCACAUACUGCUUUCCUUUGCCAUUUACACUGACACGAUGCUUUGAUGUAUAUGCUCACAGUUAACG